CCCAGCGUUCAAUUUCCUUCCUGGAAUCUUAAACGUCUAAAAACUGUCCCUAUUAUCAAUUCUAACUACCGAAUCGGCCGUGCUACUGCUCAACAUAUUCCGGAUCUUCGCUGUUACCGACCACCUACAUCGCGAUAUCCUGAACCUUCUCGUAUCGCUAAGGUUCCGCAUGCUAGGCGACCUGAAGUGACUACGCCGAUAUCGUCCUUCGAUCCCUCUCUCCCGUUGAAAUUAAACCGCGGCAUUCUUCUCAUCGUAUAAAUCGAGUCCCUGGACGAAACCCCAUUGCAAGGGAAUUCACGAGCAAAGAUGGCGGGCAAGAUGUGGGAGGUGGAUCCGGAGACAAGGAGCAAGCUCCUCGAGAUCCAGAAGACGAACAACAACAACGUGUGUGUCGAUUGCCCCGCACCGAGUCCACAAUGGGCUUCCCCCAAACUCGGCAUCUUCAUGUGCCUCACCUGCUCCGGCAUCCACCGCGGCCUCGGCGUCCACAUCUCCUUCGUCCGCUCCAUCACCAUGGACGCCUUCAAGCCCGCCGAGCUCGCCCGCAUGUCCCUCGGCGGCAACCAACCCUGGCGCGACUUCUUUGACCGCCACCCAGACAACGUGGCCCAGGCCCGCACCUUCGACGACUGCACCGUCGCCGACCGCUACGAUUCCCUCGCCGCCGAGGAGUGGCGGGAGCGCUUGAGCUGCAAGGUCGAGGGGCGCGAGUUCGUCGCCGGCUCCGUGGAGAAGGAGCGAGAGAAGCGGAGGAAGACCGCGGCGGAGCGCGCACAACAGCGGGCUGGCGCUGGCGCCGCGAUGGGUGGGUCGUCCGGGCAGAGCAGUCGGGCGGCGACGCCGGUGGCGCGGACGCGGGUAGCGGAGGGGCCGGCACCGGGGAAGGGAGGGUCGCCGGCGCUGGGGACAUCGAGCCUGUCAGCAGCAGCAGCGCGGAAAGCGCAGAAUGAGGCGUAUUUCUCGAGGAUGGGGGCAGAGAACGCGGGGCGGUCGGCGGACUUGGCGCCGAGCGAGGGGGGGAAGUACGCGGGGUUUGGGAGCGAUCCGUCGUAUCUAGCGGGGCCGGCGGGAGGGUCCGGCGGGGGUUUGGGGUUGGAUGAGUUUCAGAAGGAUCCGGUGGCGGCGUUGUCGAAAGGGUUUGGGUGGUUGAGUACGACGGUGGGGAAGGGGGCGAAGGAUGGGUAUGAGGGGUGGGUGGUGCCGGGGAUGAAGAAGUUCGCCGAGUCCGACCUUUCCAAAGCCGCCAGCCAAACCGCCCUGAACCUCGGAGCCGGUCUCCAAUCCACUACCCGCACGGCCACCGAAUCCUUCGGCCGCUUCGUCGAAGGCGAGGACGGGAAGCUCCAUCCCGCCAGCUCCACCGGCCCGGAACGGAAGGAUUUCUGGGAUUCGUUCGGCGGAGAGGAACCGGCUGCUACAACGAGCAAGGUCGGGCCGCCGGCGGAGAAGAAGGACUUCUGGGAUGAGUUUGCGGCGGCGGGGGAGACGACGACGCAGGGGCAGGGAGGGCCGGCGAAGAAGAGCGGGGCGAUUGGGACGGCGGCGAUGAAGAAGGGGAAUGAAGGGGGGAAGAAGGACGGAGACGAUGGGUGGGGGGAUUGGUAGGAUGGAUGCAUCUUGGGUGUUGGAAGUGGAAGGGAUUGUACGAUGACGAGCCGGAGUUACGAAGCAUUGGCCCUUAUUUUUAUAUCUUGGAUAGAUUCUCAAGAUGCAGAAAAUACAUGUUGCUCUAUUAUUCAAAAAUCCUCCCGCAUGCUGCUGGCAUGCUACCUAGCCAAUCUAUAUGAAUUUUGUAGAUGUUACCAAUUAUAGCGCUCCCAAUUCCUUCAACUUUGCAAUCAUCCCAUCGACAUUCUCCACCUUCACUCCUCCCUCCCUCGCCGGCGGCUCCUCCACGCUCACCGUCUUCAACCGCCUCUCCACAUCUACCCCCAUCUCCUCCAAUGAGCGCUUCACCACCGGCUUCUUCUUCG
This is a messenger RNA of Eremomyces bilateralis CBS 781.70, 1976 nucleotides long. Its product is annotated as ArfGap-domain-containing protein. The coding region runs from base 310 to 1608 and encodes 432 amino acids. Gene Ontology annotation, biological process: regulation of endocytosis; regulation of ARF protein signal transduction. The record is from RefSeq and is a predicted model, not a curated record. Gene Ontology annotation, cellular component: Golgi membrane. Lineage: Eukaryota; Fungi; Ascomycota; Dothideomycetes; Eremomycetales; Eremomycetaceae. Gene Ontology annotation, molecular function: GTPase activator activity. The transcript is spliced from 4 exons.